UCUAGCCUCCGUCACCGUCGAACCGCCCACCCACCCUUCUAUGAGUGACCGAGCGUUCUAUGUUUGCGCGCGCGCUCACACACACCCGGGGCCGAGCGGGAAAAGCGUCCAGCAGCUCGCGACCUGAAGUACUCCAGUAGUCCUGUGUUUGGCGGGCUUGUUCUCCUGUGUGUCCGGGAAUGAGAAGAGAUGGCCGGGUCUGCAGCAGAAGAAAAAACCUUCCGGAGGUUCCUGGAGCUCUUCCUCCGGGAGAUGAGGCCACCUCUCCGGGAAAGCGACCCGCCGCCGAUGCGCCCCGUGACGGACCUAGUCUCCGAUGAGGAGGUGGAGGGGGAGUGCCUCGACCUGUGUCUCCAACACCUCUACAAAUAUAACUGUCCCUGCUCCCUGGCCUCCGCCCUGGCCCGGUCCACGGCCGACAGCGUCCUUCAGAACUACCUCACCACCCUGACCUUCGUCAAGCCUGUGGAGGAGGAGCUUGACGAGGACGCCCCCCCACCCCCGCCCUACCUGCCACAGCUGGACUCAGUGCAGCUGGCGCGGCUGGUGUUCAACAGGCUGUUUGAGGUGUGCGACGCGUGGAUGAAGGACUUCCCGUACCGCCGCCGCCCCUCGCCCUACUACGAGACCUCCAUCCACGCCAUCAAGAACAUGCGGCGCAAGAUGGAGGACAAGCAUGUCAUCAUCCCCGACUUCAACACCCUCUUCAACAUCCAGGACCAGGAGGAGCAGGCCUUCUUCGCGGUGUUCGACGGCCACGGCGGCCUCGACGCAGCGAUCUACGCGGCCAACCACCUGCACGUCAACCUGGUGCGCCACGAGUUCUUCAGGCAGGACCCCGUGGAGGCCCUGUUCCGGGCCUUCAGGACCACCGACGAGCGCUUCAUCAAGAAGGCCAAGCGCGAGAAGGUGCGCUGUGGCACCACGGGCGUGGUGACCUUCCUGCGGGGCCGGACCCUCUACGUGGCCUGGCUGGGCGACUCGCAGGUCAUGCUGGUGAAGAAGGGACAGGCGGUGGAGCUGAUGAAGCCUCACAAACCAGACCGCGAGGACGAGAAGCUGAGGAUAGAAGCUCUGGGCGGCUGUGUGAUCUGGUUUGGAACAUGGAGGGUGAACGGCAGCCUGUCUGUAUCCAGAGCCAUAGGUGACGCAGAGCACAAGCCGUACAUCUGCGGCGACCCCGACCACUGUGUCUUCCCCCUCGACGGCUCAGAGGACUACCUCAUCCUGGCCUGCGACGGCUUCUGGGACACGGUGAGCCCGGACGAGGCGGUGAGGGUGGUGAGCGACCACCUCCAGGAGAACACCGGCGACACCAGCAUGGUGGCCCACAAGCUGGUGGCCUCGGCCCGCGACGCCGGCUCCAGCGACAACAUCACCGUCAUCGUGGUGUUCCUGCGGGACCCCCGGAACCCGCCGGCCAGCAGCGCCGAGGAGGAAGAGGAGGAGGCGGCGGCGGCGGAGGAAGGGCUGGAGGAGGAGGAGGCGGCGGCGGCGGCGGCGGAGGUGGAGGAGGAGGAAGAGGACGAGGAGCAGGAAGAGGGGGAUUCGGUGAGGGGCGAGCGGGGCGGCGGCCAGGGAGGGAGCAACGCGGACGUCGGGGGGAAAGGCCGCGGCGGCUGGCCCCUGCAGCAGUGCUCUGCGCCCGCCGACCUGGGCUACGAGGACCGCAUGGACUCCUUCACGGACAGAACCAGCCUCAGCCUGCUGGGCCCGGCGGGCCCGGGGUGGACCUCCGCGUCUCCCCCCGUCUCGGACGGACAGCCCCCGGCCGGCCUCGUCUUCGGAUCGGAGGCGUGCUUCUCUCACGGGCGAGAGGAGCGGCCCCCGGGGCCGAGGGCGUGGCCCGGACCCCGGCCCUGCGUCCCCGCCUGCCAGGAGCCCAUCUCCCCGGCCUCGUUGAACCCGCUGCCCCGCCGCCGGGCGGGGCCGCUGGGCCAGCCCAGGAGGCAGACGCGGAGGCGGCUGGGCGGCGGGCCCCGGAGGGGCUGCAGGGGCGCGGGCAGAGCCCAGCGGGAGUUGUCAGACCUGCAGCGAUCCUGCCGCAGUCUGCUCUCUCCCGACCGCUGCCCCGACCAGAGGCCCGGGGUGGCCCUGCCUCACUUACAUGACGCCCCCAUCUGAAGAGGCGCUGCAGCCACAGCCCAAGAACCCCCCCCCCCCCGCUACGUCCAGCUCCCCCCGCCCCACUUACUCACGAAAGCUUUCACCCAGACCCCCUAUGCUUCUAACGCCCUUCAAACAUCUCUUUGAUUGUCAGUGGCCCGUCGUGGCACGUGCUGCUGUUUUUGUGAAUAUUGGAUCCCUGUCCCCGAGGGUCGGACUCUUGCACCAUACAAAAAAAAUCCCAAAUUGUAAGCUUUCUUAUCAUCGAAAAAAAAAAAUAUAUAUGCUCAGCUCAUUGUUGUUAUUGACGCUGCAUAAGGAAAAACCUUCCCUCUUCAUGGAAAGUGCUGAUCACUGGCCAGAGCCACAGCCACAGCCACUGGUUGUUCCUGUACCCAGGAUGGGCGGGCUCUCCACGUGGCUCCACACAGAAGAGGAACGCUGCCAUGAUGCCCCCACUCUAUGUCCAUAGAUAAAAGCGCUUUACACGGGAUUAUAAGAUUAGCUGUCACUUAUCUAAAGAAAGGCUAGAUGUAGUGAUAUGUAAUCCAGAUAGGGUAGGGCUGUACAAGUUAGAGAAGGGGAAUAUCAUUUUAAAGAAAUUAUCUAUUUAUAGUGUUUGUUAGACCAUGUAGUGACUCAUGAGUAGACUAGUUGAUCAAUCACGCCUACUGUGUUAAGCUUUUUGUUUAGAGACAGCCUAUCAGGCAAGAGUACUUUACAAUUGUCUUGAUAUGGGUCAAAGUGCCCUGUAAAAGUUGUGUUACCGUUUAUUCACUGGGCCACGAGAGUUCAGACAACGCUGCGGAGCUGUGCCUUUAGACAUGUGACUGAAACAUAACGCUGGGUUUCUUUACGGAAAUAAAGUGGUUGUUUGUGCAACUCGACGAGUGCACAAACAACCAAGAUGUGUUUUACUAUUCAGGACAAGCUAACACUCUGUCAAUACAAUUCCUAUAGUGUGAAAUGUUAAAGAAAAGCCAUAAUCUUCUCUACAGCAGCUCAUAGCACUGAUUUUAAUCCCAAAAAUGUCCACCAAGACACUAUCCUCAAGGAUUUACACAGGGGAAGUAUUGCCCGCUAGCAUGUAAGCCCGCUAGCAUGUUAGCCCGCUAGCACGUAAGCACGCUAGCAUGUUAGCCCGUAAGCGACGAGCAGGCUCCGUCAACAGUGCCUCCACUCUCUUGGCCCAGACGAAGGUUGGUGUUUACACACCUAGCAGGAUGGUCAAUAUCGAUUUUGGAAACAGACGACUGAUCCCAUCUGACCACAGGGGUUCUUGUGCCGUCGCUGACAAACUACCGCACUGUGCCAUCACCUCCUUUUGUACGCUAUCGUCAUUUUAUCUAACAUGUUUAUAAUUCAAAGUUGUUCCUCUAUGGGAUGUAUGUGGCAGGUUUAUGAGGUCAUUCCAAAAUGAGUAACGCCUCCAUCAGGCCGGCCCCGGCCUUGCAGAGAGCCCCAUUAUGGUGUGCCCACCGCUCAAGUCCUCUAUCAGCAGGGAGGCUGGAGCCAUUCCUGGAAGAGGGCUGGAGGCCUGAUGAGUCUUAUGGCCCUCACAACGAGGGGAGCCCACUGGAACAGUUUCAAUCUGUAUUUAGCAAAUCAACGAGUAAAAUAUCAACUUCAGAUUCACGAGAAUGUAGUCCAGUUACAGACGCAGAAACAUAACUCUUAAUUUGCGAGCCCGGGGACAACCAGGUUGUUUUAAAGGGAUUCUCUUUUGAAAGGGCAAUGUCAGUUUGCCACUCUUCAAGAUUAUGACUUUGUCUCUGUAUUCUCAAACAGCUGGAUCCAUAUUUAGAUUUGUCACAAGUAUAAUUAUCAGAUUUACCGAAUUACUGUAUAUUAGCCAAUGCCCGAAAUACAGUCAUGUCAACAUUAAUCUAAACGGCCAAAUAGACAGCAGGCUUCCUUCAGCUGUAAUAGUUUAUAAGAAGUGUGCAAAGAUAACUGAUAUUGAUUGGUUCUCUCCAUGGUGGGGCUCAGUCCAGAGACGUGUUCGGAACGGACGUGUCAAAGCACGACUUCAGAACACUCGGACAUCGCUCCAGGGAUUGAAAUCAUUGAACAAUUUACACGUUUGGGGUAUAAUGGAUCCUAGAUUGGGGUUGUUCCCUUUCAAACUCUAAUUAAAUAUUUAUUGUAUAUUUAUUUUACAUGCAUAUCAUCGUUAGGAAGUAGAGAAUAGCGGUUAGCAUUGGAAUGAAUGGAAAUGAAGUGUUGAGAAUUAAAUAUUUGCUAGAAUGUAAGAGACCUCACAAAUCUUCUUUCUGGGAGCUCAGGUUUCUCUCAGGGGUGAACAGCCCCCCCCUUCCUCCCCCAUUACACUGAUAUUAGGGUAUAUUAUUUAAUCUCCUAAAUCACACAUAAUUUGGAUAGGGCCGCAGCUUCAUGACCAUAUUUCUUGAAUAUGAAUUGGGAUUGCGACACAUGACUUUACCUGGUAGAUAACGGAACGCCUGACGUCUGGAAGAGUUUAGUCUAAGACGAAAACUCAAUGGAUACAAUCUGGGCUGACUGAUCCUAUUAUCAUCCAUCCAUGAAAGGUUAAAGAUAAAAAAAUAAAAACCUCCACGAGAUUACCCUUAAAGUGUAAUUCAGGCGAAAAUUUAAUGCAGGGUCUUUUUCGUCAUGAAGAACCAUAAAAUGUGUGUGUGGAGUACCCUCCAGACACUUUAUUUAAUUUUUUUAAGUCUGCCUUACUGGUAGGUCCAUGUUUCCAGGAAGUCCACACAAGUCGCUUACCGGCUACCAUAAAUUAUAUAAUAGAGGCGUCCCAACAUUUUACUUGACAAUCUCCCCUCUUGAUACUUGGCUGUUCUAAAAACGUUUGCGCCUCUAUUUAUUAUUUACGGUAGCCGGUAAUCGACUUGUGUGGACUUCCUGGAAACAUGGACCUACCGGUAAGGCACAGACUAGGAAAACUGUCUUUUUUAAUAGACUCCCGGUACGCUAACUAAGUUGUUGAUGCUUCGAUUUAUGUGUGGGGACCCUGGUCAUACUACUGCAGAGGUUUGGUGCUAUUUUGAGCAAUAUUAGUGGUUAAAAAAUGUGGAUUUGGAAGAGUUCACACUGCCCCUAGCCAAUAACAUGGAUCCGGGCAUUCCCGGGCAAGCUUUAUACUCGAUUAUCAAUGAAAAAAAGUGUCUGGAAGGCUUAUUUCAUGGGUCGUCAUGCCGAAAAAGACCCUGGGUUAAAUUUUCGCCUGAAUUACACGUUAAGGUUACAUUUAAGUCAAUGAUUAAACAAAAGGGUUACCAACCAUUAGUAUAAACACAUGACAGGUCCCGGCCCCACCACAUUCAUAGCCCCUAACACUACCCCAGGAUGGGUUUUACAAAAGCCUCCAACCAACUCAAGGGAAGUGCAAUGAAUUCACGGUACUCUGAAGACCUUUGUGUGUGUGCGCAGUUUAAGAGCAGAUGACAUUUACAGACUAAGCUGAAUCCAGGCUAUGUGUACAUUGUUAUUCCUGUUCUAUUCUCUAUGGGUCUUCUUAUAAUUAGUUCCACUCUAAUCACUUGUGUGCAUUCCUCAUGAGUGGCCCCACAUCUUGUUUGCAUGUGGCAGACACUGUCAGACACACCACAGCGGCGGGACGUAUGUGGGUGGGGAUGUGUGUGCUCACAGAAUCACAAAAUAAACACACCCUUCCCGACGGAAGGGAUUAAUGUUGAAACUUACUCUUAUGUAUAUUGUGUACAUACACUGUGGAGCUCCAAGGCCAAACUGUCACUGUGUAAGCAAUAAUGAUGAUACAAAUAUAUCAAGUCGUCAACAAAACCAUUGAAAUCACAAUCUCCCAAGGUGAAACGUGCAUCCAAUACUGGAAAUGUAACCAAACCCCCCCCCCCCCCCCCAAGACAAACUGUAAGGACAGAACCUUUUCAUGGGGAAACUGGUUAUUUGCUGUUUCUGGCAACUAAUAAUCUUUGUUCCACCAGAGAUGGGGGUGUCCUUGAGGUUUAGGAUGUAGGCACUCUUUAAGAGCCAACCACUCUUUACGACGAUCAACACAGUACUCCAUCCCUGAUAAUUCACAUCCAGGGCCUUUCGUGACUCUGCACUGUGUGUCUCUGUACACAAAAAUAUCUUGUUUUUUUUCUUUUUUUCUUCUGUAAGCAAUAAUGAAUCUUUUGGAAACUUUGUGUGGAAAAGGCUCCUCACAGGGUUUGUCUUCACUGAUGGCUCUCUAUCUCGUCAAUUUUGUGUUCUACCCCUGCCAACCUCAGAACCCUUAAUCGUGCGGCUCCAACACAGAAGCAGUCAGUGUGAUAAUUAUAAUUAUUAUUAUAAUCGAUGGCUGCACGGUGGGCCCUCAUCUUUCCUCACACCAACCCCUGGUUAUACUUUUUAUUUUGCAGUUUGGAGGGAGGGCGGCCAAUAGCUUGCUUGUUAUAUCUGCAUAUAUUUAAAAGCAAACUACCUCAGGUCAUCUACUGAGGCGGGGUUUUUCCCUUUAAAUCUAUGCAGGCAUUGAAGGUGUUGGAGACUGUCUGCGCAAGGCCAUAGGACAAAGCCAUUAGUAGACUCACACACACACACACAGUCAUACUCUGAAGACAAACCCAUGAUUGGCUCUUCCUCUAAAAUGUGAGCUAAGUAAACAAAACAAAAAAAGGUACAAAUAUAAACUUUUAGUAACUGUAUAGUCAUUGUAUGGUCAUGUAGUAUAUACAUGUGUAUCUUUAAAUGGUGACUUAUCAUGUACAUAAAGAUUAGCGCAACUC
Gadus macrocephalus (Pacific cod) is the source of this 6839-nucleotide messenger RNA. It is a transcript of the gene ppm1e, whose product is annotated as protein phosphatase, Mg2+/Mn2+ dependent, 1E. Bases 190 to 2124 code for a protein of 644 amino acids. The transcript has 7 exons. The record is from RefSeq and is a predicted model, not a curated record. Gene Ontology annotation, molecular function: cation binding; protein serine/threonine phosphatase activity. Gene Ontology annotation, biological process: protein dephosphorylation; negative regulation of protein kinase activity. NCBI's taxonomy places the organism in Eukaryota, Metazoa, Chordata, Actinopteri, Gadiformes, Gadidae.